Alnus glutinosa is the source of this 1209-nucleotide messenger RNA. RefSeq lists its product as uncharacterized. The transcript is spliced from 9 exons. The record is from RefSeq and is a predicted model, not a curated record. Bases 75 to 929 code for a protein of 284 amino acids. NCBI's taxonomy places the organism in Eukaryota, Viridiplantae, Streptophyta, Magnoliopsida, Fagales, Betulaceae.
GUCCUGAAACUGUAUCCACAUGCUCUCCUUUCUAGUCUAUCGGAGAGACUCAAAGCACUGCUCUGCGAGACAAAAUGAAAACAAUAUCAGCGCCCAGAGGAGGAACCAUCCUCUGCUCCCACACCAACCACUUCACUCUCUGCAACCGCCUUUGCUUUCUCUCUCUCCAUCCCAGCUGCCCACCGCGACCUCCUAGUCUCCACCUCACACGAGCAAGCCGCUUCCUCCCCCACUCCACACCCAUUUCUCCCAUAACGCACCGUUUCGUCCUCCGCGCCGCCGAGUCAACCCCGCCCGCCUCAAUCUCCCCCGCCGACAAAACCAUCGCCACCGACGACGAAUUCUCGCUCGCUAAGGUUUCAUUUGGAACAAUUGGCCUAGGUGUUGGGGUUACACUCUUGUCGUAUGGGUUUGGGGCUUACUUUAAUAUCCUCCCGGGAUCUGAGUGGUCAGCAAUAAUGCUAACAUAUGGCUUCCCUCUUGCAAUUAUUGGCAUGGCUCUCAAGUAUGCGGAACUGAAACCAGUCCCAUGCUUGACUUACUCAGAUGCUCUAAACUUGAGAGAAACAUGUGCCACUCCAAUCCUUAAGCAGGUCAGAAAUGAUGUUAUAAGAUAUCGCUAUGGGGAUGAGCAGCAUUUGGAUGAGGCAUUGAAACGGAUUUUUCAGUAUGGUCAAGGUGGAGGAAUUCCACGGAGGAGUGCUCCUAUUCUACAAACGAUUCGUGAAGAAGUCACAGAAGAUGGUAAAUACUGUUUAAUCCUGGUGUUUGAAGCCAAAGCUCUGCAGUUGUCAGAUUUUGAGAAAAGACAGGCAAAAUUUGCUUCAUUCUUCGGACCGGGGAUCACAGCCGAAGUUGGAAAGAGUGGGAAUGAUGUAUAUGAAGUCCGACUUAUUUCCAACACCAACCCCAAUGCAUCGAUCUCCUAAUUAAUGCAGUGUAUAUGAUGGAUUUUAAUCUAAUUCUGCUAUCUGGUUUGCCUUCACAAGUCCCUUGUAAAGUUUUGUAUAAUGUUUAGAAUCAGCUGGGGUAACAUUAUUAUAACAAAAUCAAAUUUUUGAAGAGAGGAAAAUAUACAAAAGCAGCUGGGGAGAUGGAUGACUGCCUGACUGGAGCCUCCAACUGCCUACUGUUGUGGUAAUUUUGUGGAUGCAUAUAUUCACACACUACACGCGUUUAACAAAUAUAUAAGACUCGUGAUUCAGGCUA